AUGGAGACCCCAUCAUCCACAAGAAGAGUAACAAGAUCACAGACCCUGGCCGCUUCCAAUGAUGCCCUCACCAAUAGCAAUCGAUCAGCAUUAAUAGACAUAACAAAUGAUUCUCCAAUUGUGGGGCUUGCGAAUGGGGUCUUAAAUCUUGAGACCCCAUUGGCAAAGCAGAGAGGAAGCAGAGUGAAAAAGACGCCAGGAUCAGGGGAAGCCUUGCUGAGGGGUCAGGUGAAGACCCUUUUGCAGAAGGUGGAAGAAGAGGCAGAGUUUUCCAAGAUCUCGCUUGAAAGCAUGCCAUUUUUUGAGCCAACGCCCGCGAAUGCUCCUCAAAUUCAGAGUCUUUCUGGUUUGGUUUCGGUUACCCCUUAUGUUGUUCUCCGACAACCAUUAAUUUCUCAGGUGGUGAAUCAAGGGUUGGUUGGAAAGAAUCAAGAGAAGUCUGAACCUGAAAAGAGUCCGAUAAAUAGGUCCCUUUUACUGGAUUUCUCAGACAAAUCUCAGUCUUCUGAUGCAUCAGAAGAACGUUCCUCAGAACUUGGUUACGAGGAAAGAGUACAAGGGGAGAAGGACCCCACAGCAACCACAGAAGAUGAUGAUGGUGAUGAGGAAGUAGCUGAAGAUUAUUAUGAGGAUGAAUAUGAUGAACUGUGUAAAGGGUUGAACAACAUUAGUAUGAAUGAGAGGAUGGCUCCCAAGUUUGCAGGAAAGCACACAAGAUUUGUUUACAACAGUGAUGACGAACUUGUGGAGGAAGAGGUGGAAGAAAACAACUCUGUUCAGAGUGCUUCGCCUAAUAUAUUGCGUUUGGAAGGAUUGCCAACUCCAAAGGGGAAACACUUGCGCUUUUCUGAGGAGGAAAUAUCUGCUUUGUGA
This is a messenger RNA of Abrus precatorius (Indian licorice), 873 nucleotides long. RefSeq lists its product as uncharacterized. Lineage: Eukaryota; Viridiplantae; Streptophyta; Magnoliopsida; Fabales; Fabaceae. The transcript is spliced from 2 exons. The record is from RefSeq and is a predicted model, not a curated record. The coding region runs from base 1 to 873 and encodes 290 amino acids.